Hydatigera taeniaeformis is the source of this 315-nucleotide messenger RNA. The record is from the annotation of a GenBank genome assembly. NCBI's taxonomy places the organism in Eukaryota, Metazoa, Platyhelminthes, Cestoda, Cyclophyllidea, Taeniidae.
AUGGAAUCAAAAUGUGCACUAGUUGAACAAAAAAGCAACCAAAAGGCAAUCGAUCAGUUGAGAUCUGCGAUUGAAAAAUUGAUUUUGACAUGCAUUGGUGAUCAGCUGGAGGAGGUACGCAGUUUGGCAUUCAAACGUCUUCAAGUCUUCUUUGAAAAGGCUCCUCUAUCUAUCUCUGCCGCUUUUUGUCUUCGUUGGAUUGAGGAGUUCAAAGCUGCGUUGAUCUUGGGUGAUCAAGGCGUCAUACCGAAUAUGGCAUGCAUCUGUUGUUGCAAUCUUGCCCUCCUAGCUAAACUUCACUUGGCUACUAUGUGA